Ilyonectria robusta is the source of this 828-nucleotide messenger RNA. RefSeq lists its product as uncharacterized. Bases 163 to 651 code for a protein of 162 amino acids. The transcript has a single exon. The record is from RefSeq and is a predicted model, not a curated record. NCBI's taxonomy places the organism in Eukaryota, Fungi, Ascomycota, Sordariomycetes, Hypocreales, Nectriaceae.
CCCAAGACCAAUUACUAAUUGACGUGCUCAACAGCUUUAACCGACUUGACCUGCCUCCUUACAAGAAUAUGGAGAUGCUCCAAGGGAAGCUUACGAUUGCUGUGGAGGAGACCAUGGGCUUCGGCCAGGAGUAGACGACGAAGGUGUACCACUCUAGCGGGGAUGGCGAGGUCGAGCUCCCACCUGACAGCUGUGUAUUCUUCUGAGAGUCCGACCUCUCUCCCCACCCUCCUCUCGCUUACACGCACGAAACUGUUUUGGGUAAUUGCUUUGGUUGAAAGAGUGGAACAGACCUGGGUCGUUUGGCGCUGGUGGAUUGAUUGUCAUUCGAAAUGCGAUGCAAGAACUGUUUGUUUGUCUUUCUGUCGGCCACCCUCGCGGAUAAAAAACAAGAGACGGAAUCCUCGUCUCGUCUCUCCCCCUCCUGAUAAAGCACCCACGCACCACCCUCCAGAGAAAAAUGACUUUGCACCGUUAGAACUGUUCCGUCGAAUGCCUUGGCGGUCUUGUGGUAUUAUUACUCUUCGGCUUGGGGGCAUAUGCUGGGAGCUCUCGGGGCCGCGGCGAUCCUGCUUGACAAAAAGGCUGUAUUACGUAUCAUGUCGGGCAGGUGAGGCAAGGCCUAUUGUUCAAGCGGGCUCGGGUCGAUAAGACAGGAUUCCUACAAGAUUUGCAUUCCGGCAUACAUAUACACACAAGGACACUUUCUCUCUCUACUUUUCUUGAUGGUUGAAUUAGGUUGUGCUCAAUAUUAGAAGUGAUUGAUAGAUUAUGAUUGCCUCCGGUCUCAACAUCUCUAACUACGCCAUCGCCGAGCUCGUUAGGGCG